GUUUAAAAACUAAGAAACGACUUUUCAGAGUUACAUUUGGUGACACAUAUCGUGAUAUUGUCAUUUAAUGAUCGUUCAUCAGGUUGUUUAAUUGAUACUAACGACGAGUUAGCCGGGAUUCGAAUAUGACUAUCUGAAUGAUUAGUGGUUGCAUUUUCAGCUCAAAUUCAAUGCAGCGGCAACAUUUAAUUACUUACAGCAGCCUUUAAAUUGCUUUUGAAUUAAAGUAAAGUAACCCCUUUAGGAAGUAAUGAGUACUGUAGUUUCCGAUGCCUAACCAGUAAACUGGGAGAUUAUUAUUUGUGAUGCAGUAUAUAAGCCACCUAAAGUUUUGUUAUGCAUAACGAAAACGUCAGUGACAUUUCAGAAAACGGAAUAAAUGAAGUGAUACAAGGGCUCAAGUUUCAUGACUGAAAUACCUGUAAAAAAGUUGGCUGUAUCUUGAAAGUUAAAAAUGGAUCCCACUCUUACGGAAAUGUUAAAUUCGCAAACUACUGUCAUUUGUCAUAAGGAAAUGAUAGCAGAAGGUGUUUGGGGUGACAGACCACGAGAGGGUGGAAAAUGUGUUAUAAUAAUUGAUGAUAUAGUAACAGAGAACAUUGCCUUGGAUGAAAUUCAGUGGGCAGCUGCAUCCGUUUAUUUAAGUUCAGACUUUAAUGGUUCAUUGAUUGUAGGUGACAGUGAUACAGAUAUAGAUAGAAGCCUUGAGAGAUGCAUUCGGACAAUGCUGCAUAUGGAAGUAAGCUUGAUGAUUGUGACAUUUGUUCCAAAAACACUUCAUGAAAGUAGUUUGAAAGCAAGAACUGUUAAAUGUAAAGUUCAGUUGAAAGAAAUACAUAAUGAACCUUAUAUCUUUGAGUGGAGUGACAGUAAAAAGUAUGAUUUAGCUGUACAUCAUAAGGUACGUGGUGUAGAACUUUACAAGUGUGGAAGGACCAGAGAUGCCUUUUUCAGGUUUAGCAGAGCUCUUAAAUUACUAGUAACUAUUGUACCUUUUGAAGAUGGCUUCAGUGCUAAACAGAGGGAUGAUGUUAUGUCUUUACAUGUCUUAUUAUGCAACAAUAUUGCUUCUUGUCAUCUUCACUAUAAAAAUUAUUCAUAUGCAAUAGAAAUGUGCAACAAAGUUCUGGUUUUAGAACCCAACAAUAUAAAGGCUCUGUUCCGGAGAGCUGUUGCUUAUAUGGAGACUCAAGAGUUUGAGCAAGCCAAAGAAGGCUUGAACCGGGUUCAGCUGUUAGACCCAGGAAAUACAGCAGCAAGAAGAAAAGAAAAGGAACUGAAGCAGCGGAAAAGUGAAAGUGAUGCUAAGUUGGCAGCUGCUAUAAAGAAAAUGUUUCCAUAAGUUCAUAUUUAUUUUAUCAUUUAAGAUACAAACAAGAUGUAAAAGAAUGGAAUAUCCAGAUGCUUCUAAAUUUUAUAUACAUUUUUUUAAAUAAAUUUCAUGUUUCUUGUGAUUGAUUAUAA
This is a messenger RNA of Cryptotermes secundus, 1464 nucleotides long. It is a transcript of the gene Bdbt, whose product is annotated as peptidyl-prolyl cis-trans isomerase FKBP62. The record is from RefSeq and is a predicted model, not a curated record. Gene Ontology annotation, molecular function: protein binding. The transcript is spliced from 2 exons. Bases 455 to 1342 code for a protein of 295 amino acids. NCBI's taxonomy places the organism in Eukaryota, Metazoa, Arthropoda, Insecta, Blattodea, Kalotermitidae.